This is a messenger RNA of Aphanomyces invadans, 2848 nucleotides long. RefSeq lists its product as hypothetical. Lineage: Eukaryota; Oomycota; Saprolegniomycetes; Saprolegniales; Verrucalvaceae. The record is from RefSeq and is a predicted model, not a curated record. The transcript has 7 exons. Bases 184 to 2763 code for a protein of 859 amino acids. Gene Ontology annotation, molecular function: DNA binding.
GUUCCUUGGCGCCUCAUCGUUGUUACUUCGAAGUAGUUGUGUGUGCGGGACUUGGAAAAUUCAAAAGUGGCGCGCUUGUGUUAAAUCAGCCAAUCAGAAACCGCCUCUGGGGAAUUUCGCCUCGACAAUGUGGGGCCAAUCACAAUCGAACGUUGUCUGGGCAAACCGGAGCGACGAAGAUCCAUGUCCGCGGCGGCGAAGGACGGCGUCAGUUCAGCGGCAACUGACGGAAGCGCGAGCACAGGGAUAGACGACGUCACCACGAAUGACGAAGCUUCUUCGUUCAUUCCAACGGAGGGAUCAGACAUCUCUCAGAAAAACGGACAUCACGAUUCCAACGGUGACGACAUUACUUCAGUUCCACAAGGGGACGACGAAUACGAGAGCGCUAAAUCCGCGAGUCCGAACCCUCCGCACAAUGCUGUGGAUGAGAAAUUAUCGGCAAAUGGAGACCAAGGUGGCGCCGAGGCUUCGGACACCGAAUCGGUUCCCGCUAAAACGAAGCAACCUCGGAAAUCGACACCUGCAAAGAAAGUCGCCGUCGUAGCGGAAUGGGAUGACGUGGCUGCGUCGUUGUCGGCGCAAUUUCUUGCCAAAAGCAGCGAAUUGGUGUCUCAGGACAAAGCGAUGUACGGACAAGUCGCGUGGGCGCGCAUUCGGGGAUACCCAUAUUGGCCAGGGUACAUCUGCGACCCAAAGAUGCUCGUACACGACUAUGUGUCGAUGCAAAAAUACCUUCCCUUGAUGGACACGCACUUUUGGGUGUACUUUUACCAGACAAACAACAGUGCGCCAGUGCUCCGGGCUGACAUUGCGCUGUGGGAAGACUCAUCCAAGCCAUUCCAUGAUGGCUUUCCAACGAAGAAGGGAAAACCGUAUAAGAAUGCCAAGUUUGACGAAGCCAAAACGAUUGCAGCGAAAGAGUUUCAGCUGCCCAUCGACAAGCGUGUUUCGUGGGUCGUUGUCAAGGUUUUGGACAAGGAGACAACUGGAGAAAAGAUGGCGCGAAAGCGUAAAGAAGGAGCUGCCGCCAAGCGCCCUCUAGUAGACCAACCGACAGAAUCUGAACCUGCCCCCGUCAAGAAACGCAGGGGACGUCCGCCAAAGAACCCCAGCUUGAGCGUCGCACCAACGACAUCCGUAGUCACACAACACCCUGACGUUGUCGAGGGAGCGUCUGAAGUGACAAAGACUCCCGACAGCGCAGCGACAGCUCCAGCCCCCAAGAAGCGCGGUCGGCCACCGAAAGUAAAACCUCAGCCAGUUGAAGUGGUCCCUGGAAACGAACCACCAGGAGAACAACAGGUGCCACCCGCUGCUAAAGCGACACCGACAACCCCCAUUAAGGCAAAGGGACGGCCUGGACGCAAGCCCAAAGCAAAGCCAGUGCAUGAGACUGAGGAACCUCCAUCCACAACGAAAAAUGUCACGGCCGACGACAUGGAGAAAACCACAGUGGCAGAUGAGAUUCCAGAUCAAGACACGAAAGAAAUUAAACCUCCUGUACCUAGUCAAGAGCCGAAGCGACAGCGGGGCCGACCACCAAAGGAUACCGCACCGAAACGUCGCGGCCGACCGCCGAAAGAACGACCUGCAGUCCCCCUUCAGAUUGUUGCUGACGCUCCUGCUGAAGUUGCAAACGUUGAUGAGCCUGGAGAAACAACAAAAACCACGACUGCAGUUGAAGCUCUUGGCACGUCGGAGCGCGCCACCGCUUCUGAGGGUGGCCCCAUGGAUGCGAAUUCGAAUGAAGAGAGCGGCAAAAAGACCCCCAGGACGACGUCAACAACUGUUGCAGAAGCGAAAAAAGAGUCAACAUCACACGAUGUUGACGGUGACGCUGAAAGCAAGACCGAAUCGGAUAUGAAUGUAAAACCUCCCCAGAGAAAACGGCCUGCUGCGAAUGCGAAAGGUCUGAAGACAAAGAAGGUGAAGACGAUACAGGACGAAGAAGUGGAGACUGAAGAGAAUAACGCUUCAUCCAAGGACACUGCGACGACGAGUGACGUGGCCGAGACAGCCCUCGUGAUUGAAACGCUGGAUCUUGAGUUGGCCACAAACUUGGCUAAAGAGUUGCAAGGAUGUGUCAAGGGCGAGUCGAAGGAGUCGAUCAGUUUGGCGUUGAAGAUCAUGAACGCGCUGAUUGAAUCGACGCAGUUCACACUCGAUACUCUCCAAAAAUCGGGGUUGCCCGUGGUCGUCAACUUGCUCCGAAAUACUUCGAUCAACCCAAACGUCAAAAAGACUGCAAGUGCCCUCCGCAAGCACAUGAUACGACAAUCAGGAUAUGAAAAGCCAAAGUCAAAGCCUGCCACCGUGGACGCACCGAUUGCCUCAGUGGAAAACGAAGCCCCCGAGCCCACGUCCGAGGUGUCCGUUCCGAUCGAGCCUUCCGCCAUUGCGGACAUUGAACCCAAACUACCAGUGGGUGAUCACGAGUCGGAAAACCAUACGACCCCCGAAGGCGACGAUGGGGUGUCUGGUGCCCCAUUUAGUCGCGAACGAGAGAUUGUUGUUCAAAUGAUUCAAGAAGUCAUCACGUCACCGAAAGUCAGCCGUGAGAUCGAGAAGGGGCUGUACGAUCGAUUCCUGGACACGACGGAAGAGUACAAGUCGCAAGCGCGCCGCGUGAUAUUUGGUUUGCGUGACCAUGAUUUGUGCCGUCAAAAGGUCCUGUCAGGGUCGCUCCAUGUUCUCGAGUUGGUGUUCGCCACAGACGAGGCCUUUACACAGUACAACUUGGCGCCAUGGAAAGCCAAGUAGACGAGUGCGAUGUGUAUUAUACGGGAAUUAUGAUGUACUAGUACUCUUGACGUGCUGCACCCGUUCGUCAAUCGUUCGUGCUUGC